AUGGGAAACGAUGGAGGCUCCAUCCCUAAACGGCGCGAGCUUGUAAGAGAAGCCGCCCGACUGCCAACCGCCUCCGAAUUGAAAGCCACAGCCUUAGAGUCCUUAACGCAUGCCUGGACGAUGUGCCCCUUAUCCGACGCGCCACUCGAUUUCUCCAACACGGUGUCAGACUGGCGGGGGCGACUCUACAACUACGAAUCUGUGCUACAAUGCUUAAUGCCCUCAUCUUCCGAGACGCCUGUAUCAGAGACUCAAGAGUCUGAGUUUUCUCGCACGGGAAUAAAGAGCUUGAAAGACGUUUUAAAACUCAAGAUUACAACAAAGAAGGAUGAGAAGGGACGUGAGUUCGCAGCCUGCCCCGUCAGCAUGAAGGAGCUAGGUGCCGCCACUAAGAGCGUAUAUAUUGUCCCAUGCGGCCACGUCUUCGCGGAGGUGACCAUGAAAGAGAUAUCCGACACCGAGAAGCAAUGUCCCGAGUGUAGCUCAUCUUUCGAGAAGCGAGACGUCAUACCUAUAUUACCAACGGACGAGGCCGAAGUAGAGAAGCUAGCUAAAAGAGUUGACGAUCUGAGGGUAUUGGGUUUAACGCAUAGCUUAAAGAAAGAUAAGAGUACCGGCAAGAAGAAGCGCAAGGCCGAUGAAACGAAAGAGAAUAAGUCCAGUAACGAACAGAAAGAGAAAGAUCUUUGCAAGACGGAUAAGAGUAAGGAGGAUAAGAAUGGCAUCGCAAGCCGGAUAAAUAAUCCCAUGACUGCGUCUCUCACAGCCAAAGUGCUAGCUGAGCAAGAAGAAAGGGCUAAGCGGAGGAAGAUAGCAGAUGGAUAUAAAAGGAGCGAGGCUGUGAGAUGA
This is a messenger RNA of Daldinia childiae, 849 nucleotides long. Its product is annotated as Replication termination factor 2. Bases 1 to 849 code for a protein of 282 amino acids. The record is from RefSeq and is a predicted model, not a curated record. Gene Ontology annotation, biological process: mitotic DNA replication termination; site-specific DNA replication termination at RTS1 barrier. Gene Ontology annotation, cellular component: nucleus. The transcript has a single exon. NCBI's taxonomy places the organism in Eukaryota, Fungi, Ascomycota, Sordariomycetes, Xylariales, Hypoxylaceae.